UUUCUUUCUUCACAUCUGCUUCUUCUUUCAUUCUUUAUUUCUCUUCUUUCUUUCUUUAUUUCUUCAUCUCUUCACAUCGGUGCUUCUUGCUUUCUUCUUCAAACUGAACACAACACUCUGCACAUGGAGCUCACAGCUCUCAUGAGGUCUUUGUCUCACAGCUUCUAGCCCAGUCUAUUGCAGUUUUGGUUGCUCUAUUAGUCUCUCAUCUCUUUCAGUCCAACAGACCUCUCUCAGAGGAGAGAGACGAUUGCCGAUCUAGCAGGUUUAUUCUUCCCUUCAUUUCGUUUGGGCUCUAAAGGAGAGAGAAACUCGAGUCGGGUUCCCUUCUUUUCUUUGCUAGUCUGUGGCUGAAAGCUAUGGAGAAAACAAGAAUGUGAGGAACUCACGCAAGUGAAAUGAAUGUAGAGAGACAAUAACGUUCUGACACAUAAACUAUGAAUAGUGUUAAAGUGGCUUUAAAAAGCCAUGAGUUAUGGAGUGACAAACGCACUGAUGCGUGGGUUAGCUGAAAAUUGAGCUGUAGAUGUGGUACAUGAUAUGGAAACAUUUCAUACUGAUAUGGGCAGUGUACUCGUCCUUCUUCACUCCCCUCGAGUUUGGAUUCUUCAGAGGCCUCCCAGAGAACCUCUUCCUCCUCGACAUUGCUGGCCAGUUCGCCUUUCUCAUCGACAUUGUCAUUCGCUUCUUCGUCGCCUAUCGUGACUCCCACUCCUACCGCAUUGUCUCCAACCGUAAUCUCAUUGCACUUCGCUACAUUAAGUCUCGCUUCUUCUUUGAUUUACUCAGUUGUUUUCCCUGGGAUGCUAUCUUCAAGGUUUCUGGUAGACGCGAGCUAGUGAGGUAUCUGUUAUGGAUUAGGCUAAGUCGAGCGCUCAGAGUGACAGAGUUUUUUGAGAAGUUGGAGAAAGAUAUUCGGAUAAAUUACCUUGCUACGAGAAUUCUGAAACUUUUUGUUGUUGAACUCUAUUGCACGCAUACGGCUGCCUGCAUCUUUUACUAUCUUGCUACAACCGUGCCUGCUGCAAAUGAAGGUUACACAUGGAUAGGAAGUUUGAAGAUGGGUGACUACACUUAUUCACACUUCAGAGAAAUUGAUCUCUGGAAGCGUUAUGUGACAUCUCUCUAUUUUGCCAUUGUUACCAUGGCAACUGUUGGUUAUGGAGAGAUACAUGCAGUCAAUGUCAGGGAGAUGAUAUUCAUCAUGAUUUAUGUUUCAGUUGACAUGAUUCUGGGUGCUUAUCUGCUUGGUAACAUCGCAGCAUUAAUAGUAAAAGGGUCAAAGACAGAAAAAUUUCGGGAUAAAAUGUCUGAGCUUAUCACAUAUUUGAAUAAAAACAAUAUUGAUAGGCAAACAAGUAAGGAGAUCAAAGGUCAUCUGCGAUUACAGUAUGAACGCAGCAUAACAGAAGGUGCUUUGCUUCAGGACAUUCCAGCCUCUAUUCGCACUAAGAUUUCACAGAACUUAUAUGAGCAGCAUGUUAAAGGAGCUUCUCUUUUCAAGGAGUGUUCUGAGGGAUUCAUCAAGCAGAUUGCAGCCCGAGUCCAUGAGGAGUUUUUUCUCCCAGGAGAAGUGAUUAUAGAACAGGGAAAAGUAGUAGAUCAACUUUAUAUCAUAUGUCACGGUGAAGUGGAGGAGGUAGGAAAGGUGGAUGAUGAUGAAACAGAAGAAUGUGUUAUGCGUUUGCAAGUCAAUAAAUCAUUUGGCGAGGUUUCUUUUCUUUGCAAUACUCCUCAGCCUUAUACAGUUCAAGUUCUUGAUCUAUGUAGGGUCUUGCGACUUGAUAAACAAUGUCUUAAAGAAGUUCUGGGGAUCUGUUUCUCUGAUGGGCGGAUUAUCUUAAACAAUCUCCUUGAGGGAAAGGACUCCAAUCUCCAAAGAAAGAUUUUGGAAUCAGAUAUCACACUGUAUAUUGCACAGCAAGAAUCAGAGCUGGCUAUGAGGCUUAAUUGUGCGGCCUAUGAUGGAGAUAUUUAUCGACUAAAACGUUUGAUCAACGCAGGAGCCAAUCCCAAUAAGACAGAUUAUGAUGGAAGAUCGCCUUUGCAUGUUGCUGCAUCCAAAGGAUAUGAAGAUAUUACUCUUUUCCUUAUUGAGCAGAGAGUGGAUGUCAGCAUUUCAGAUAAGUUUGGAAACACUCCCUUGCUUGAAGCCAUCAAGAAUGGGCACGAUCAAGUAGCUUCUCUACUCGUUAAGGCAGGGGCAGCACCUACAAUUGAUGAUGCCGGUAGUUUUCUCUGUAUGAUUGUUGCAAGGAGGGACUUCGAGUUUUUAAAAAGGGUUUUGUCCAAUGGCAUUAAUCCAAAUGCCAAAAAUUAUGAUUGUCGAACACCACUUCACAUAGCUGCCUCAGAAGGGUUAUAUUCAGUGGCAGAAUUACUUCUAGAAGCAGGAGCAAGUGUUCUGUCAAAGGACAGAUGGGGAAAUACUGCACUGGAUGAUGCCCUUAUUGGCGGAAAUAAGAAUUUGAUCAAGCUGCUCAAAGUUGCAAGAACUUCUCAGUUGUCUGGGUUAUCUGAUUGUUCUCAAGAAAUUCGAGAUGAAAUGCGACAGAAGAAAUGCACAGUGUUUCCCUUUCACCCAUGGGAUCCCAAAGAGGAGAGAAGAGAGGGAGUGGUGUUGUGGGUUCCAAAAAGCAUUCAAGAGCUCAUCAAUGCAGCAAGGGAACAGUUGAAAUGUCCAAGUGGGAAUACUAUUUUAUCAGAAGAUGGAGGCAAAAUUCUUGACAUAAACAUGGUUACCAACGAUCAGAAGAUAUAUUUGGUUAGUGAAGUAUAAACUGAAACAAUUAUCUUAACCAAACAUAUUGGUUAUGUGUAGCACUAAGCAAUUUCAGAACUUCUAAACGUUGGGCAUGUUAUAUUGUAUAUAUGUACACAGAAGUAAAAACACACACAUAUACGUGCUUGUGUGUGUGUGUAUAUCUAUAAACAUAAUGAUUCUAAAUAUUACCAAAUAAUUUUGACUUGGAAGAA
This is a messenger RNA of Quercus lobata, 2976 nucleotides long. RefSeq names its product potassium channel SKOR-like. Gene Ontology annotation, biological process: potassium ion transport; transmembrane transport. The transcript is spliced from 13 exons. Gene Ontology annotation, cellular component: membrane. Gene Ontology annotation, molecular function: protein binding; voltage-gated potassium channel activity. Lineage: Eukaryota; Viridiplantae; Streptophyta; Magnoliopsida; Fagales; Fagaceae. Bases 527 to 2779 code for a protein of 750 amino acids. The record is from RefSeq and is a predicted model, not a curated record.